Molecule: messenger RNA, 1133 nt
Organism: Olea europaea var. sylvestris
Lineage: Eukaryota; Viridiplantae; Streptophyta; Magnoliopsida; Lamiales; Oleaceae
Product: glycolipid transfer protein 3-like
Exons: 7
Coding region: 136-936 (266 amino acids)
Biological process (GO): intermembrane lipid transfer; ceramide transport
Cellular component (GO): cytoplasm; membrane; cytosol
Molecular function (GO): ceramide 1-phosphate binding; ceramide 1-phosphate transfer activity
Source: RefSeq, a predicted model, not a curated record
GAUGCCAUUACGUCUCUCUGUAGUCAACACAAUAACUUCUUUUAAAAAAAUUGGAAUACCAAUGUGUAGAGGUAUAUAUCGUGGAAGAGAGAGAGAGAGAACAUUAGAAAGAGGAGGAAGUAAAAGAGCAUUGAAAUGCAGCGGCGGAGAGAGGCGGAGAUGUCAUCGGAGAUAAGGUCUGCUAUUCAAGAACUAUCCGCUGCGAAGGAGAGGAGCGGCUUUAAACCUUCGAAGGAGAGAUGCGCAGAUGAUCUUCGCACAACACUCCAAAUUCCCAUUAAACCUUUUCUCUCUAUAUGCAAACUUCUGAUUCAAGUUCUUGGUUCACCUCUCUCUCGCUCUCUCUCUCUCAUUGCCGGCAGCUUUGUAGCUGCCGGCAGCUUUAUAGCUGCGGCAGCAGAUUUGCUGCCAAGAUUGGAGAAGGUCUAUGAUUCUGAUCCACUGACAUAUUGGGAUGUGGUAGAAAUAUUGAAGAAAGAGGGCAGUGAAGGAAAGGCUAAAAAAGGUCCUACUUGCAGUAAAGCCUUUGUUUGGCUUACCAGGCCGGCCCCUCACAUGAGGGGGUUGUCAUGCAUGCUGUACUCAAGAGUGUAUAGCAAGCAUGUUCCUAAUAGUAUUGUAUCUUUUGAUUUUUCAGUAGCUUUAUUAAAAUUACUUGUCAAGAAUAUUAAGAUGAGUAUCGAACAAGCCAUCGAAGUGUCAUAUAAUAUCACUCUUAAGCCAUGGCAUGGAUGGAUAUCUUCUGCAGCAUACAAAGUAUCACUCAAACUAGUGCCCGAUACCAAAAGUUUGAUAGAUAUUCUCAAGGCCAAAGAUGCAAAUGAUGAUAUGCUUAAAAAAGAAGUGCAAACCCUAAUUUCAUUACUUGUACCUGAGUUAGAACGAAGCUAUGGUAUCAUGAGAAUGUAUGGGCUGGAUAAGUUGAAAUCUAUCUGAAUGGUAUGUUUCAUUGAACGUUCUAUAUGAGAACGUUCUAUAUGAUUAAAUAGUACAUUUAACAAAAUAUAAGUUUUUUUGGCCAUGCUAUAUGUACCAAUUUUUUUUAUCAAAUCCCUCACAAUAGGGGGUGGGAAUCACAUUUUGAGAUUUUUUUAUUCACGUAAGUCUCGCGUGCAUGUUAGAGGGUGUAAACA